This is a messenger RNA of Clavispora lusitaniae ATCC 42720, 2073 nucleotides long. Its product is annotated as putative lipase. NCBI's taxonomy places the organism in Eukaryota, Fungi, Ascomycota, Pichiomycetes, Serinales, Metschnikowiaceae. The record is from RefSeq and is a predicted model, not a curated record. Gene Ontology annotation, molecular function: monoacylglycerol lipase activity.
AUGCCUGCGCCGGUUCUAUACCGCAGCACGCACCGUGUGAAAGUCGGCCAGAGCUUCCGAUUUGUCAUCGACUACUCGCCGUUCGAAUCGCCCGAACACUACGCUUCCAAACCUCCGCAAAGUCUCUGGGUCCGUAUCCGCAAUACCGAACCCAUUCCGAUGCGAGCAGCUUACUUGGCUGGACCCUAUGUUUUGUAUGUGGACUGCCGGCCGGAAGAAUACAAUGUCCAUGAAAAGUCGUUUGUAACCGCAGAUCAGCCUGUGUUUGACCUGCAACUUCUUCCGGGAAAAGCGUUUUAUGCCGAAUUGCUGUGUCAUACAUAUCGCCCAAAGUACCGCUGGACGGUCGACGUGGUGUCCCAAAUUCUUUUCAACAAUUCAAUCGCUACAAACUUUGACGUGUGCAUAGCUACAGACAAGGACAUGUCACAUUAUUCUGUACCAGCACCUCAUUUUGCCGUUUCUGUAUAUGACACCCUCGAUUUGUGGAACUUGCCCGUUCCAGAUACAACAAAACCUCUACACUUGGUGAUCUUGACACAUGGCCUCCAUUCUAAUGUUUCUGCAGACAUGAUGUUUUUGAAAGAGCAAAUCGAUAGUCUGCAAGAAAACGUCGUCGUGAAGGGCUUCUUUGGAAAUGUCUGCAAAACAGAAAAGGGCAUCAAGUACCUCGGGAGCCGUGUUGCUGAGUACGUGGUUGGCUUGGUUCGCAACGAAACAUUUUCGUCCGUGGAUAAAAUCUCCUUUGUGGGACAUCUGCUCGGCGGUCUCGUGCAGACAUUCGCCAUUGCGUAUUUGCAGAGCAACUACCCUUGGUUUUUCGAGAAGAUUCGGCCUGUGAAUUUCGUCACUCUUGCAUCGCCUAUGCUUGGAGUGAUACAUGAAAAUCCUACCUAUGUCAAGCUUGCGCUUCUGGCUGGCGUGGUGGGCAGAACGGGACAAGAAUUAGGUCUUCAGCUCACCGAAGUGGGGAAAAAGCCCCUUCUUCUUCUUCUCGCAUCAGGCAUAACGCAUAAGGUCCUCAAACGAUUCAUGAGACGCACAGUAUAUGCUAAUGUGGUGAACGACGGCAUUGUACCAUUGCGAACAUCUGCUUUGCUAUAUUUGGACUACCAUGGGCUCUCACUGCUUGUAGGACCAGGAGAAAAAGUGGCCGAAGAUGCGAAAAUCCCCGUCGAUUUGCCUAAUAAUGAGGAUAGCCAAACACUGCCCUUGCUGAGUAUGCUUUCCUUCUUUAUGCCACAAAAACAGCGUGACAGAUAUAGUCGUUAUCAAACGAACAGCAGCAGUACUGAAUCUGGGAAUAGCAUUGAGCGCACAUUGGAGGAGAUACCCAAACCAUCAAUGAUUGAAAGUGCAACGUCGCUUAUUCUCCCUCCGUUGCCAUCGACCAAGUACAUCACCGACCCAGAUUCACGGGAGAACGUUAUUUUGCACGACAAGGUUUAUAGUGAGGACGACUUGCCUAAUCUUAAGGAAGACGGAACUAAGCAACAGGACCAGAAGAAAAAGGGUGUGAUUCAGAUGAUUUCAGACAAGCGAAACGAGUUCCGUCAGCUUAUAGAGGGAAACGUUUCUGAACAUUACGAGGAGGAGAUUGCACGUGAGUAUCAUAAGCUGAUGCUGUGGCGGAAAGUUUUGGUAAAGCUCAAACCAGACGCACAUAAUAAUAUCGUAGUGCGGCGACGCUUCGCUAACGCAUACGGCUGGCCCGUAAUAGAGCAUCUUGUGGAAAACCACUUUGGAUUGGAUGAAGAUACAGAGCCACAGACUGAUGAAACUACAAUGGAUGAAGAAAGCAGCGAGACAGACGGAACCGAGCUUACUAAGAUCCUUUCGCGUGAUGUUCUCGAACGCGAGAAUGAACAGCUAGACAUGGAGCCAGAUGACAGUACAUGGAUAGACUCCAAAGUUAAUGGUGGUGGGUUUGUAGGACCUGCUGGCCUUCUUUCAGAGGUGAGCGAUAUGAUGUAUCGGUUCAAGGAACAGGUGAGUAACUACGGAACAAGUUAUAGCGAAGAACCAGUUGCAGUGAAGGAAUCCCCCACACGGCUAAUGGGUGAAUUUUUUUAA